Silurus meridionalis is the source of this 1922-nucleotide messenger RNA. RefSeq names its product orthopedia homeobox b (gene otpb). The transcript is spliced from 3 exons. The coding region runs from base 109 to 1083 and encodes 324 amino acids. Gene Ontology annotation, biological process: regulation of DNA-templated transcription; neuron differentiation. Gene Ontology annotation, molecular function: DNA binding; DNA-binding transcription factor activity, RNA polymerase II-specific. NCBI's taxonomy places the organism in Eukaryota, Metazoa, Chordata, Actinopteri, Siluriformes, Siluridae. The record is from RefSeq and is a predicted model, not a curated record.
CACCUUUUUUUUUACAAACGCGCCGAGAAUUUUUCUUCAUUUGGCCACUCUAUGCUGUUUAAAGGAGUUAAAAGUUUUUAGGGUUAGUAGUUUCGGCACCGGUGCGCCAUGCUCUCUCACGCCGACCUCUUGGACACUCGCCUCGGUGAGUUACCGACAUCCAACUCCGGUCUCCAGCUCCACUGGAUGAAGGAUGCUGCGGCUGAGCUGCUGGGACACAGGGAGGCUUUAAAGUGCAGACUCGGAGCAGACAGCGGACACCCGGGCGAUCUGAGCUCGGGACCGGACGCGGUCGAAGGCGCCACGCUGCUCCCCGGGGAAGAUAUAAGCAAUGGUGGAUCAAACCCCGGCGGUAUGCAGCAGGUCGGCGCCAAGGAGCAAGACAAACAGCAACAGCAACAAGGUUCGGGUCAGUCGGGUGGACAGCAGAGUCAGCAGAAACAGAAACGACACCGGACCCGAUUCACACCGGCGCAGCUUAACGAGCUGGAAAGAAGCUUCGCAAAAACCCACUACCCAGAUAUCUUCAUGAGAGAGGAACUGGCGCUAAGAAUCGGAUUAACAGAGUCCCGCGUGCAGGUAUGGUUUCAGAACCGUCGGGCCAAGUGGAAGAAGCGCAAGAAGACGACGAACGUGUUCCGCGCUCCUGGCACGCUGCUGCCCACGCACAGUUUGCCGCAGUUUCCGGCUGCAAUGGGGGACGGCUUGUGCUCGUUCCACGCCAACGACGGGCGGUGGGCCGCGGCGGGCAUGGCCGGGGUUUCUCAGCUGCAGCUGCCUCCAUCGCUAGGUCGCCAGCCGUCCAUGGCGCAGUCGCUGUCGCAGUGCAGCCUGGGAGGCGGGCCGCCGCACAACUCCAUGGGCCUUUCCAAUGGUCUGUCGUCGAACGGCUCGGGCCUGCAGUCACACCUGUACCAGCCCGCGUUCCCCGGUAUGGUGCCAGCCUCGCUUUCCGGCCCGACCAGUGCGAGCGGCUCGCCUCAGCUGUGCAGCUCCCCGGACAGUGACGUGUGGAGAGGCAGCAGCAUCGCCUCCCUGCGCCGCAAAGCGCUCGAGCACACCGUCUCCAUGAGCUUCACCUAAUCAACACGUCGUUUUCGUCCUAAAAAAAAGUAUUUUCACGGACGGUCAAGAGCCACUCAGGAUCCGAGCUCGUAACUGUGAAAUUACAAAUUGGCAGCCUUAAAAGGGGAAAAAAAGCGGAAUCUCAACAACACCCGGACGAUAUUUGACGCACAUGCGCAGUAGUAAUAGCGUCCACGUUUGACACACUUUUAAAUCACGUGUAGGAAACGAUUUAUUUAACUUGUUUUUCCACCCACCCCCUCCCUCUUUUAACGUCCUUAACAAUUAUACGAUUUUGUAUUUAUUGACAAUGAUUUAUUUAUCUAUUUAUUUAUUUAUUUGUUGGUUUAUAAUAAUAUCAUGCUUGUUGUUGAUCAUUUAUCAAAGAACAGUUGGCUUUUUCUUCACUGUCGCGAAAUACUUAAUGUUUUUUGUUGUUUUUUUUUCCACGUAUGUUCAAGACACACGUGUACUGCAUGCACGGAUUGGUUUAAAGCAUGGGUCACGUGUCGAUUUUUUUUUUAAUUUAUUGGUUUAUUUUCUAUUUUAAUUUUGUACAGACAACGAAUAAGAUGUAUAAUGAGCAAAUUCUCAAAUAAUCCGAUUCAGCUGCAUGUAUUGGCAAGAAAGAGCAAAGGAAAUUUAACUCGAAAUGAUCUUGAAUAGGAUACUUGUGUAGAUAAAACUAAUUCUUGUUACCUGCUGGUCUGUUUGUGAUAUGUUUUGACUUACUGUAUGUGCUUAUUACUGAAAUGUGUUUUUUCUUAAACGUUAAUCCUACCAAAUGCAACACACCUGGGCAGGUUUAUAUCGAUUUAUUGUAAAUGGGUGAAUAAAAUCAUUUUCAGUAACGUCAA